UCAGUGGUCUGCAUCUGAGUUCGGAAACCAUGUUUCCGGGUUUAUGUGAUGACGAUGAGAUACGUCGUCAGCUUGAGGUUGGUUUGGGUCUUGAUGUGAUUGACUCGGUUGACCCUGUUGACGCCGAACCGGAGGGUGUAGACUUGGAUAUUGACCAGGUUCAUAAUCGGCGUGUUGGUGUUGGAUUUAAAAAUGCUGAGAAAGGUCGUUUCAUUUCCGCUGCUGCUACUAAGCUGAAGGAAGUGUUAAAAUCUGGCAGAUCUAAGCAUCGCCGAUUUGAUUCAUCGCAAAAUUCUAGUGGUCCUCAAGAUUCUAGGCCACAGAAGCCAACUAAUCAUGUAAAAGUGGUUUCACGUCAAUCUCGUACGGAAAAUGAAUCUAGUUCAGAUAGUGAGCCUUCUCGUAUGGACUUGAUUCAAUCUGCUGUUCGCCUCCGUAAAGACAAGCAUAAAAAGGCUGUAAUUAAAAACAAUCGGAACUAGACUGUGCCUAUGAGUGGAAUACACAACUG
This is a messenger RNA of Babesia bovis T2Bo, 511 nucleotides long. RefSeq lists its product as uncharacterized. The transcript is spliced from 2 exons. Lineage: Eukaryota; Apicomplexa; Aconoidasida; Piroplasmida; Babesiidae. Bases 30 to 482 code for a protein of 150 amino acids. The record is from RefSeq and is a predicted model, not a curated record.